UGAAGGAGAAGAAGAUGGGGGCGUGGUUUGUCUCCGGUGGUAGCGGAGACAAAUGUUCCCCCCGCCCCCCAAACAUGGACCCUGCUAGCCGGACCGCUGUCGGGAUUUUGGUCACGCUGCUCUGCGGCUACCUGUGUCGGGCAGCGCUUACCACCGAAUUCUUCUCGACGCUGACGCUGUUCAACGGCGAGCUCCACAAGGACGGGUGCGGCUCGCUUUCCGACUGGGAAGAAUACCCGGCGGACUGCGGUAAACGAAAGGGGGAAGAAUCAUCCAUUUUGCAGGUGGAUGACCCAAACUGCGAGGAGGGCAGCAACCCGCCCUGCGAGUCAGUGUUCUCCCUCAAUGCCGAGAAGAUUCUUAAUCAAGCCAAGCAGUUUAUAGAGCAGAAGAAAAUCCCCUUCCCCAUCGAAAACAGAAACACAAACGAGGAACUCGCCAUUGGCUACGUUUUGAUUGGCAACGGCCUCUAUGAUGAAGCCAUCAAGCACUUCUCCCUCCUUCUUCAGAGCGACCCCGAGCUGGUCAGUGCCAUUUAUGGCCGAGGGAUUGCCUAUGGCAAGAAAAGUCAUCAGGACAUCAAAAAUGCUGACCUGGCGUUGUACGAGCUCACCAGAGUCAUCACGCUGGAGCCCAACUGGCCCGAAGUGUAUGAGCAGAGAGCAGAGAUUCUGUCUCCUCUGGGUCGCAUCAGCGAGGCGCUGGCAGACCUAACCAAAGCCAUCCAGCUGCAGCCGUCAGCUCGACUCUACAGACACAGAGGAACGUUACUCUUCAUCUCCGAGGACUAUGUGGCAGCCUCGGAGGACUUCCAGCAGUCUUUGGAGCUGAAGAAGAAUCAGCCCAUCGCCAUGCUCUACAAAGGGCUCACCUUCUUCCACAGAGGCAUGCUCAAGGAGGCCAUUGAGACGUUCAAAGAGGCGCUGAAACUCAAGUCCGACUUCAUAGAUGCUUACAAGAGCCUGGGACAAGCCUACAGAGAACUGGGUGACUUCGAGGCGGCAAUGGAAAGUUUCCAGAAGGCCCUCAUGCUGAACCAGAACCACAUCCAGUCCCUGCAGCUCCGAGGCAUGAUGCUUUACCACCACGGCUCCCUUCAGGAAGCUAUUAGCAACUUCAAGAGGUGCCUCCAGCUGGAGCCAUACAACGAGGUGUGCCAGUACAUGAAGGGCCUGAGUCACGUGGCCAUGGGGCAAUUCUACGAGGGUAUCAAAGCGCAGACCAAAGUCAUGCUCAACGACCCACUGCUGGGACAAAAGGCCAGCUCAGAGUACCUCAAAGUCAAAUACCUCCGAGAGUACUCUCGCUAUCUGCACUCCCACCUGGACGUCCCGGUCGCCGAGUACAACGUGGACCAGGACUUGCCAGGAAACUUCAAGAAUCACUGGGCCAAGAAUUUGCCCUUUCUCAUUGAAGACUACGAGGAGCAACCUGGCCUACAGCCGCAUAUCAAGGAUGUGUUGCUGCAGAACUUUGAGUCCUACAACGGCGACGUCCAGAAGCUCAUCUGCACAGCCGAUCAUCUGGGGGCGCUGAUGCAGUACGACACGCCGGGCUUCUUACCCAACAAGAGGAUACACAGAGCCAUGGGCCUGGCGACACUAGAGGUGAUGCAGGCCAUUCAGCGCACGUGGAGCAACGCCAAAGUGCGCGUCAACGGCAAGACAAGGCAGAUGCAGUGGAGGGACAUGUUUGAUAUCGCCGUCAAGUGGAGGAGGGUCGCCGAUCCCGACCAGCCGGUUCUUUGGUUAGACCAGAUGCCUGCCAGAAGUCUCAGUCGGGGCUUCAACAAUCACAUCAACCUCAUCAGGGGCCAGAUUAUCAACAUCAGAUACCUUGCCUACUUUGACAACAUUCUGGACUUCAUCAAAGACAGAAUACUUGUCUACCACGGGGCGUACAACCCCAAAGGCGUGGUAGAGGUCCGCCAAGCACUGGAGAAUGUGAAUAAAGUGGAAGAUCUUCUUCCUAUAAUGAAGCAGUUUAACAGUAAAACCAGAGAUGGCUUCACAGUCAACUCCAAAGUGCCCAGCAUGAAGGAUCCGGGCAAAGAGUAUGACGGCUUCACCAUCACCAUCACGGGAGACAGGGUGGGCAACAUGCUUUUCUCGGUGGAGACGCAGACAACGGAGGAGCGCACGCAGCAGUACCAGUCGGAGAUCGAGUCCAUCUACAGGGAGUUGACGACCAAAGGGAAGGUCUUCGCGCUCUCCACUGAGUUUGCGGACGCCGACGCCGUGUGCAAUCUGAUCCUCUCGCUGGUUUAUUACUUCUGCAACCUCAUGCCGCUCUCUAGAGGCUCCAGCGUGGUGGCCUAUUCGGUCAUGAUGGGGGCAGUGAUGGCUAGUGGGAAUGAGAUCAGCGGUCGGAUCCCCAAAGGAAAGCUGGUGGACUUUGAGGCCAUGACGACGCCCAGUCCUGACAGCUUCAGUAAAACAGCAAAGAGCUGGAUGCACUUCAAAACUUUACCCUCUUGGUACCAGAGUCUACCCCCUGUGGCCGAGACCUUCCCCUCCAUCAGAACCAUGAUCGAAGUCCUCAACGCAGACUCGUCGACACAAUGUUCAAAGAACUCUUAGCACGAGGCACACGUACAAGAAUUUAGUUCAUGAAAAGUUUUAAAUUGACAGAACAAAUGGACUCACUGAGAAUUCACGAUCAAGUCACGGUAAUCAAGACAAAAGUUAUAUAGUGAAACCUCUAACGUGGAACGUAAAACGGAUUCUGGUGGCCGUACGAGAAAAAUAAGCAAUAACUACUGGCAUUUGUGAAAAAAUGUUAAAAGGAGAGUCAUGUCGUGUCUUAUUUUUUUAACAUGCUUUAUUAUCAAGUGGCUGUUAAUUGUAAAAGGCACAACAAUACUUGCUUAUGUGACAUCAAGUAAAAAGAACAAAAAAAGCACAACAUUGUAUUUUAGUGACUGUAGUGGCCUAUUCCCCACAAACCGGCAUGGCAAUUUUUGCCAAAUUACUAAUUGAACAACCUUUGCAUAUGACUUUAGAGGUUGCACUAUAUCGACGUUUUGUGAUGAUUUCAUUUACCAAAAAGAAAAGCUGCAGCACCUCACGUCAAUCAAUUGUCAUCCAGCAGGUUUGUUAAAAAAAUAAAAUAAAAAAUAGUGGCACUAUAAGGUUUGAAAUUACAGGACAUCCUAUUGGAAAAACUUGACGUACUAGUUCAGUAUUUGGCUUGAAUGUCCCAUGGAAACAAAUGCACAAGUGACUUCACACAAAAGAAGAAAAAGCACACAGGUAAAGCACAUAAUUACAAAUAAUGUCUCUAAAUUGUGUAUUUUUAUUUUUUUUACAUUUUAUCCAAAACAUGAAAUAAAAUGUUGAAAUUGUGUUGUUUUUUUGGGGGGGUAGGGGGUGCGAAUAAAAAAUGUACUUGGA
Messenger RNA from Phyllopteryx taeniolatus (common seadragon), 3392 nucleotides. It is a transcript of the gene ttc13, whose product is annotated as tetratricopeptide repeat domain 13. The transcript is spliced from 23 exons. Bases 15 to 2579 code for a protein of 854 amino acids. NCBI's taxonomy places the organism in Eukaryota, Metazoa, Chordata, Actinopteri, Syngnathiformes, Syngnathidae. The record is from RefSeq and is a predicted model, not a curated record. Gene Ontology annotation, molecular function: protein binding.